Cyprinodon variegatus (sheepshead minnow) is the source of this 734-nucleotide messenger RNA. RefSeq names its product Rieske domain-containing protein-like. Bases 141 to 545 code for a protein of 134 amino acids. The transcript has 3 exons. The record is from RefSeq and is a predicted model, not a curated record. NCBI's taxonomy places the organism in Eukaryota, Metazoa, Chordata, Actinopteri, Cyprinodontiformes, Cyprinodontidae. Gene Ontology annotation, molecular function: nitrite reductase [NAD(P)H] activity; 2 iron, 2 sulfur cluster binding.
CAGCAGUUCAGUCCCAGUGGAUGAUGGUUAAAUAUGGACUAAAUGUUUAGCGCCAGCAGCCAGAGAGCUGAGCGACCCGUGAGAAUAAAACGGGUCCGUUUUAUUCAAAUUAGGAAACCAUAUAACCCCCGCGGUUUUUUAUGGCUUCUGGCUCGGAGGAUGAUGGCGGGAACACGAGCGGCGCUGCGUGGAGACUGGUCGGGCCGGCCUCGGAGCUUUCCAAGAAGCCCUGCCGUCUAAUGUUCUCUCCUCUCGGCCGCGACAGCGAUGUCUGCCUCUUUUAUGUCCAGCGGCAGUUUUUCGCCAUGGACGCUCGCUGCGCUCACUCCGGUGGUCCUCUGUGUGAGGGGGAUAUCGAAGAGGCUGAUGGGGUCCUGAGGGUCUUCUGCCCCUGGCAUGACUAUGGUUACGACCUCAAAACUGGGAAGUCUGGGACAUCAUUAGAGCAACAAGUUUAUGAGGUGAAGCUGGUGGAUGGCAACGUGUACGUGAAGCACGCAUCUCAUCUCUCCCUGAGGCCUUUUCCAGCUAAUCAGAAAAACUGAGUUAUUUUAGAGCAUCUGGUUCAAUCUAUUUCUAAGACUUUUUCCACAAACACAAGUCAUCCGAAAACAUUCCAGAGCCUUAUCUCUGCUCCUUAGAGCUGCUUCUACUUUGCUGUGAAACAGACCUAAGGAGACUGUCUGAAGAGGACAUGAGAUCACUCCAUUGUUUUUCUUCUUGCUAUACAGCAA